UCUACAGUUUAGCUUCGAGAUGUCGAUCUUCGACUGGCGGGAAGUGGUUCGACCGGGGAAGCGCACGAAUUGCUUUUAUGGGGAGAAAGGUGUUUUGUUGCGCGCGCAUUGACGAUCGAUAGAUCACCGUUGACCAAGAUAUUGACUGAACCGGGAACCAGGACAGCUACGAUCACAUCAAAGAUUUAUGCGCGAGGAUAUGAAGAGGGGUAUGCAGGGGGUGGACUGCCGGAGGGAGGUAACUUAGCAGAGACUUGAUGACAACAAAGAUGAGUAUAAGUAUAAGGGAAGACAUGCGUUGAAGAAUGGGUAAAGCUUCAGACAGUAUCAAUCAGGAUCUGGAUCAACAUGUUGCUGAAGUCUAUCAUCCUCGCUCUGGCAACGGCCACUGGCAUCAGCCAGGCCAACCCAAUCGCCCCCCGUCAAGGACCUACCGGCAACGGCCCGUUCGCCCCCGCAUAUUACACCACCGACUCCUCCCUCAACGGUCACACCCUUUACCUCCCCCGGAACGUCCCCCAGGGAGCCAAAAUUCCCGUCCUGGUCUGGGGUAACGGCGCUUGCUCCGCUAACGGCCUCGACUUCCUCAACUUCCUGACUCAAAUUGCCUCCCAUGGCGUGUUUGUCAUCUCUUCCGGCUCGCCCGGCGGCCAAGGCUCAACCAAUGCCCAGAUGAUGACCCGCGCCAUCGACUGGGUCACCAACGCCGCCACCAAACAGCGCUAUCCUUGGCUGGAAACGUCUCGAAUCUCGGUCUCGGGGAUGAGCUGCGGUGGCGUUGAGGCGUACACGGCGGGAGUGAAUGACAACAGGGUCACCACCAUCGGGAUUUACAACUCGGGUCUGUUGAGUGAACAGGAGAGCAGGAAUGUUGUGCCGAGAAUCAACAAGCCAAUCUUCUACUUUAUGGGAGGCCCCAGUGAUAUCGCUUUCAACAACGUGGGUGUUUCAUCGCGAAUGGGGGUUGGAAAGAAGCUGACACAAGACCAGGGCGAGAGAGACUACCGACUUCUUCCGCAAUCCACACCGACCUGGAAGGGCAACUUGAAUGUUGGGCACGGCGGAACCUAUGGUGACCAAAACGGCGGCAAGUUUGGUGUUGCCGCUGUCAGAUAUUAUCAGUGGGUUUUGAGAGGUAACGCGACUGCUGCCAACUUCUUCACCAACAAUCAGGAGGCAAGCCGAGAUGGGUGGAGUGUCGAGAGCCGAAGCUUGGGGAAUCUGAGGGUGAAUCCUAUCUAAGCUGUUUCCAUAGCUACAACUGAAGAGCGGUCCGAGCAGUGGGCGUUGGAAGGUCUCAAUCGCCUCGCGAUAUGGUCGUACUGAGGUAGCCAGGCUACUCCUUGGUACCGGCCAUAUCGAUUUCUAUCUCGAGAUUGCUUUGGAAGAGCUCCUCUAUUGUCGGCUAGAAACGUCGGAAGUGUUGAAGUUGUCAAGCCUUGGCUUAGUGUGCUGAAGAUCACGGUAUAACAGUGAAAGUUGCUAAGACUCCCAUGACUGGGUUUCACAUCGAAUGAGCCCUCAAGUUAGUGACAUUU
Podospora pseudopauciseta is the source of this 1538-nucleotide messenger RNA. RefSeq lists its product as uncharacterized. The record is from RefSeq and is a predicted model, not a curated record. The coding region runs from base 349 to 1242 and encodes 297 amino acids. NCBI's taxonomy places the organism in Eukaryota, Fungi, Ascomycota, Sordariomycetes, Sordariales, Podosporaceae. The transcript has 2 exons.